Balaenoptera ricei (Rice's whale) is the source of this 2238-nucleotide messenger RNA. It is a transcript of the gene LRRC17, whose product is annotated as leucine rich repeat containing 17. Lineage: Eukaryota; Metazoa; Chordata; Mammalia; Artiodactyla; Balaenopteridae. The transcript has 8 exons. Bases 323 to 1624 code for a protein of 433 amino acids. The record is from RefSeq and is a predicted model, not a curated record. Gene Ontology annotation, molecular function: protein binding.
ACCUCCAAAAAGUGUGCUGCGGUCUGUGCACAGCGUUAGUAUAACAUGAGGGCUGGAUAUAGCCCGUUCUCAUUCUCUGGAGGACUUCUUCGCCUGCUGCAGGAAAGAGAAGGCUGAAAGACAAACCUGGGUGCAGCCGGAAAGGUCCAGAUAGAUGAGCUUGUGGCAUCCAUUCCCCAAAUUCAGGGACUCCACCGUACCUCAGCUGGGUCUCAUUGUUCCUGAACUGCAUUAGUUAAGAUUACCCAAACUUGGAUUUCAAAGGAAUACUUUCAUUGUUCCACCUGUCACACCAAGUAAUUGGGGCCAGCUGGAUGUCAGGAUGCGCGUGGUUACCAUCUUAAUCCUGCUCUUCUUUUGUAAAGCCGCUGAGCGCAAAGGAAGCCCUGGCGGUGCGAGAAACCGAGUGAAUCACAGCCGGGCUGGUGGGAGCCGGAAAGGCUCCAGCCUGGUCAAACGCUACGCUCCAGGCCUCCCCUGUGAAGUGUACACAUAUCUUCAUGAGAAAUACUUAGAUUGUCAAGAGAGAAAACUAGUUUAUGUGCUGCCCGGCUGGCCUCAGGAUUUACUGCACAUGCUAUUAGCAAGAAACAAAAUCCGCGUACUGAAGAACAACAUGUUUUCCAAGUUUAAAAAGCUGAAAAGCUUGGAUCUGCAACAGAAUGAGAUCUCCAAAAUUGAGAGUGAGGCUUUCUUUGGUUUAAAUAAACUUACCACUCUCUUACUGCAGCACAACCAGAUCAAAGUCUUGACAGAGGAAGUGUUCAUUUACACACCUCUCCUGAGCUACCUGCGUCUUUAUGACAAUCCCUGGCAUUGUACUUGUGAGAUGGAAACGCUUAUUUCAAUGUUGCAGAUUCCAAGGAACCGGAAUUUGGGGAACUACGCCAAGUGUGAAAGCCCACAAGGACUAAAAAAUAAAAAACUGAGGCAGAUAAAAUCUGAACAGUUAUGUAAUGAAGAAGAAAAGGAACAAUUGGAUCCGAAACCCCAAGUGUCAGGGAAACCCCCAGUCAUCAAGCCCGAGGUGGACUCUUCUCUUUGCCACAACUACGUGUUUCCCAUACGAACACUGGACUGCAAAAGAAAAGAGUUGAAGAAAGUUCCAAACAACAUUCCUCCAGACAUUGUUAAACUUGACUUGUCACACAACAAAAUCAACCAACUUCGACCCAAGGAGUUUGAAGAUGCUCAUGAGCUAAAGAAAUUAAACCUCAGCAGCAACGGCAUUCAAUUCAUAGAUCCCGCUGCUUUUUUAGGACUCACACAUUUAGAAGAGUUAGAUUUAUCAAACAACAGUCUGCAAAACUUUGACUAUGGAGUAUUAGAAGACUUGUAUUUUUUGAAACUCUUGUGGCUCAGAGAUAACCCUUGGAGAUGUGACUACAACAUCCACUACCUCUACUACUGGUUAAUGCAUCACUACAACGUGCACUAUAAUGGCCUGGAGUGCAAAAUGCCCAAAGAAUACAAAGGGUGGUUUGUGGGAAAAUAUGUUCGGAGUUACUACGACGAAUGCCCCAAAGACAAAUUACCAGCAUACCCUGAAACAUUUGACCAGGAUACAGAAGAUGAUGAGUGGGAAAAAAUACAUAAGGAUCACACAGCAAAGAAACAAAGUUAAGUCAGCUUAUGCAUUGAAUAAAUUUCCAUUUCCGAUUCCUGUGCACUCCAAAAUGAGGUCCUGGUAAACCCAAAUUCUCAACUACUUUUCACUGAUCCUUGCAAAAAACUGUCAAGCUAGACCUGAAGGAGAAUUGCCACAGGCAAUAAGCCAAGAAUCUGAGAAUUAUAUUAGAGACCGCUCAGAAGAUGGGACUCUCAGAAGCAGUUGUAGAUGAUGUGAACAUGAGCUCUGAACAGGAUCAUUCCCAGGGAUCUAUUUGAAAAUAAAGCUCUGGAACACAUCAUGAUAGAAAUUGAUCCAGACCAUCCAAAAAUCACUGAUUAGGAUCUGGUGUUACUCUCCACCCAUCCUUCUAAAUGAUGCUUCAGAUUGUUCCUGGCUCUCAGCACCCACCGUGACCAUGGCUUUGAUUCUACUUUUCAGUGCCUGACGUCACCAGCAACUAGCCCUGCCUGUGCUCACUGAGACACCAGCCUGGGAUCUAGAGGUGACCGACCUGACUAGACAGCUGCUCCACCCUCCCUGUGCCACUCAGACUCUUCCUGAAGUUCCAGAAGCUUGGUGCCUGUGAAAACAACAACCUUCUCAAAGACACAAUGAUCAUAUCUGGG